UAAACUAGGUGUCUUCUUUGACCAAGAUGUUAAUUUCUGCAUUACUUAUCUUCCAGGCUUGCUAAGAAGAUAAGAGAAGUGAAAUUACUUAGCUUUGAUUAGGGAUUGUGGUUUUUUUCUGUCACUCUGACCACACUCUACUAGAUUCUGACGACAGUUUUGCAUCAGGUUUUGGGGGAAAAAAAGAGAGAGAGAGGAAUUCACUCUCAGGGAUCUGUUAACCUCUAGAGUACUAGCCCUGCCCACACCGAGUAGGGAGGUCCUGCUUUUUCAACUUCUCCGUUGCUAAAUCUGUGACUCUUUGAGUGAAACCUAAGGAACUAUACCUGAAGAAGAAAAGCAAGACAUUUUUAAGAAGCAGUUUAAAAUUUCUCUUGCUGAUAAUGUGCUUUUUUCCUCCUGGCCUUCUUAGAAUCCACGAAGUAGAAGAAGCUUGCCUUUUUUUUUUUUUUUUUUUUUUUUUUUUUUUUUUUUUUUUAGUUUCACUUUCACGAUUGCAGCAGGAAAUCUAACAUGCUUCCCUGGUGAAAACGACUGGAUUUGGACUAAUGAAAAAAGGGAACAGUCAGCUGUUAGAGUACAUGAAGAGGAGGGAAUCAUGAGCCAGAGUUCGCCUUAUAUCUGUUCCUUUUUGGGGCUGUUGCCCUUUUGGAUACUGUGUACAUCCUCUACCAACAAAUGUGUUGUUAGGCACGAAGCAGCUGACUGCAGUCAUCUGAAGUUGACACAAGUGCCCGAUGACCUCCCAGCAAACAUAACGGUGUUGAAUCUCACCCAUAACCAGCUCGGAAGAUUACCACCUGACAACUUUACAAGAUAUAGCCAACUUACUACCUUGGAUGGAGGAUUUAACUCCAUCUCAAAACUGGAGCCAGAAUUGUGCCAAAAACUCCCCUUGUUGGAAAUUUUGAACCUCGAACACAAUGAACUAUCUCACCUUUCAGAGCGAACUUUUAUCUUCUGCGUGAAUUUGAUGGAACUCCAUCUAAGGUCCAAUUCAAUCCAGAAAAUUGAAAACGAUCCCUUCCAAAACCUGAAGAAUUUAAUCAAAUUAGAUCUAUCUCAUAAUGGUUUGUCAUCUACCAAAUUAGGAAGUCAGCUCCAACUGGAAAAUCUCCAAGAGCUCCUGUUAUCAAAUAAUAAAAUUAACAUCCUGAGACGUGAAGAACUGGAUUUCCUUGGCAAUUCUUCUUUGAAGAAAUUAGAAUUGUCAUCAAAUCCAGUUAAAGAGUUCUCUCCAGGGUGUUUUCAUGCAAUUGGAAAAUUAUUUGGCCUCUCUCUGAACAAUGCUCAACUGAACCCCAACCUCACAGAGCAGCUUUGUUUAGAACUGUCGAACACAAGCAUUCAGAAUCUAUCCCUGAGCAACACCCAGCUGUACAGAACGAGCAAUAUGACUUUCGUUGGGCUCAAGCACACAAAUCUCACCGUGCUCGAUCUUUCCCACAACAACUUAAAUGUGAUUGAUAAUGGUUCCUUCGUUUGGCUUCCACGUCUAGAAUAUUUCUUCCUGGGGUAUAAUAAUAUAGAACACUUAUUUUCUCACUCCUUGUAUGGGCUUCUCAGUGUGAGAUACUUGGAUUUGAGACGAUCUUUCACCAAACAAAGCACUGCCCUUACCUCGCGUCCCAAGAUCGAUGAUUUUUCCUUUCAGUGGCUAAAAUGUUUGGAGUAUCUUAACAUGGGAGACAACAACUUCCCAGGUAUAAAAAGCCAUAUGUUCACGGGACUGAUAAAGCUGAAACACUUGAGUCUAUCCGACUCCUUCACAAGCUUGCGAACUUUAACAAAUGAAACAUUUUUGUCACUUGCUCAGUCUCCUUUGGUCACGCUCAACCUAACCAAAAACAAAAUCUCAAAAAUAGAGAGUGGCGCUUUUUCUUGUCUGGGCCACCUUCAGGUACUCGACCUUGGCAUUAAUGAAAUUGGGCAAGAGCUCACAGGCCAAGAAUGGAGAGGUCUAGGAAAUAUCAUUGAAAUCUACCUUUCCUACAACAAAUACCUACAACUGACUCCUGGGUCUUUUGCCCUGGUUCCAAGCCUCCAACGCCUGAUGCUCCGCAGAGUGGCCCUGAGAAAUGUGGACACUUCUCCUUCACCAUUUCAUUCUCUUCGCAACUUGGUCAUUCUGGAUCUAAGCAACAACAAUAUAGCCAACAUAAAUGAGAAACUGUUGGAGGGUCUUGAGAAACUAGAAAUUCUGGAAUUGCAGCACAACAACUUAGCACGGCUAUGGAAACGUGCGAACCCUAGUGGUCCUGUUUAUUUUCUAAAGGGUCUUUCUCACCUCCACAUUCUUAACUUAGAGUCUAAUGGCUUUGAUGAGAUCCCAGCAGAGGUAUUCAAGGGCUUAUCUGAAUUAAAGAGCAUUGAUUUAGGAUUGAAUAAUUUAAACAUAUUUCCGCUAUCUGUCUUUGAUGAUCAGGCAUCUCUAAAGUCACUGAACCUUCAGAAGAAUCUCAUAACGUCAGUUGAGAAGGAUGUUUUUGGGCCAGCCUUCAGGAACCUGAGUAAUUUAGAUAUGAGCUUUAACCCAUUUGAUUGUACCUGUGAAAGUAUUGCCUGGUUUGUUAAUUGGAUUAAUAGUACCCAUACCAACAUCUCUGACCUGUCAAGCCAUUACCUCUGUAAUACUCCACCUCAAUAUCAUGGUUUCCCGGUGAUGCUUUUUGAUAUAUCAGCCUGCAAAGACAGUGCCCCCUUUGAACUCUUUUUCAUAAUAAAUACCAGUGUCCUUUUGAUUUUUAUCUUUACCGUAUUGCUCAUCCAUUUCGAAGGCUGGAGGAUAUCUUUUUAUUGGAAUGUUUCAGUGCAUCGAGUUCUUGGUUUCAAAGAAAUAGACAGACAGCCAGAGCAGUUUGAAUAUGCAGCAUAUAUAAUUCAUGCCUAUAAAGAUAGGGAUUGGGUCUGGGAGAACUUCUCUCCGAUGGAAGAAAAAGAUCAAACUCUCAGAUUUUGUCUCGAAGAAAGGGACUUUGAGGCAGGUGUCCUUGAACUUGAAUCAAUUGUUAAUAGCAUCAAAAGGAGCAGAAAAACUGUUUUCGUUAUAACACAGCAUCUAUUAAAAGAUCCAUUGUGUAAAAGAUUCAAGGUGCACCAGGCAGUUCAGCAAGCUGUGGAACAAAAUCUGGAUUCCAUUAUAUUGAUCUUUCUUGAGGAUAUUCCAGAUUAUAAACUGAACCAUGCACUCUGUUUGCGACGAGGGAUGUUUAAAUCUCACUGCAUCUUGAACUGGCCAGUUCAGAAAGAACGGGUAAAUGCCUUUCAUCAUAAAUUGCAAGUAGCCCUUGGAUCCAGAAAUUCAAUACAUUAAAUUUAUUUAAAGACUAAGUUAACAAAGGCGUGACUUUCCCCCACUUAAAGAGUUUCAUAGUAAAUUUAGGUUUUAUUUGAAAAUAAUAUAUAUCUGUUUAUUCAGACUUAGAGAGGUUUCUGAUAAUUAUAUUUGGAGUUUUUUUGGAUGCACUCAUAGGAAAAUAAGAGAUCAUUGUUUUAGUGGGUACAAUGCUAUUUCGACUGUAAAAGAGUAAAAUAUAUAUCCUAAUUUUUAAAAGCUUCAUCACAGGAUUUUUUUUUUUCAGUUAGAAAGCUUUUAUUUUAGUGGUGCCCACUUCAGUGUUGAUUUUGUUAAGUGUUAAAUUCCAUUUGAACCUACAGACGCAUGGUCAGGAAACGUUUGUAAUUCAUUUUCAUUACAUAGUUAAAAUACAUAUUUUAAUAAGUCCUUAUAUUUCCCUGAUACGUGGGUUUCUGCUGUAGGUGUUAGAAGAAACAAUUCUCUUACUUAAAAGUAUUACAGGAAACAAAAAAAGUAUUAUAGAAAGGCUCGCUUCCUGAAGGUUAAUUAGUAGAUUAGCUUUGUGGUUGUAAAAUAUUGUUUUCUCUUGGCCACAGACUCAGGAGAUGGUCCUGGUCGGAUCAUUUGGUCCUACUGGGACUCUUUGACUCCUGAUCUUGAAAAUUAUGGUGUUGAACAAAAUCUUUAAUAAUCCUAUAUAAUUAGCGAUGAUGACCAUGGUAUAAUACAUUCACGUGAAACGUAUCAUCAUGUCAUAAAAUAGUGUGCUGUGUAUACAUUAGUCCUUCUCUAGAAAGACUAUUAUUUAAAAUUUUAUUUUUGCUUUUACAAUGGAAAGAAUCUAAUUAUUGAAAAUAGACACGAAUAGCGUUUUAAAACAUUUAUAGUUCUGGUAUUCAAAUAAAGAGAGUGUUGAUAUCAUAAAGCUGGGUUAAUUUCUAUAUUAGAAGCACUGGUUUGGUAAAUUUAGGGAGAAUUUGAGCUGUCACAGUUUGGAACUUUGAUUAAAAUAGUAUUGUAUCCUCGGGGCUAAGUCCACAGAAUCCUGGAAAAAGUGAUACUCCCUGUACUGCCGGGUCUGAGUCUACAGUCUCUUGACAAUGUGAAUGUGUGGAGGACUCAUUUUCACUUCCGUGUUACACAGCAUCCUUGCACACGAGACGCUCGUUCGAUAGCGUUUUUGCUAAGGCGUGCUUUCCGCCUGUGAAAUAAUCUCGUUUUCUUUUGGCAUUGUAAAAUAAAAAUAAAAGAAAGAAAGAAAAGACAGAUUAAAUUAAACUUUUAUGAUGGCAAAAUAAAACCCACAGCCACAGUUUUUCCUGACGUGCUUUGUAUGUUAUUUAUGCCUCGAUAGUCCCAAUGUUAGUCCAAUAUUUCUAAGUAAUGGAUAUUCCAUUGGUCUACAAAAAGCAGGGCAGGAAGUAAUUUUGCUUUUAUCCCCUUAUUUGCUUAUAAGAUAGUUGAUCAAAUGGCCACAAUUUAAAUUGAGUUCAAGUGUAAUCUUUUAAAGUUGCUUAAUAUUUAAGAAGACACACAAGGGAUGACCCUUGAACUGAAUGCAAGUAAAGCUAAUCAACGGUGUAAGCCUUGACUUGUAUUUGGCCUACACAGGAAGAAACAUCCUGAACCUUCGGCAAGCUGUCCUUUAUAAUUGUUCUCUGGAGGAGUCCUUAUCCCUGGGGUUCAAAACAAGGGAAGUGCAGAAAAGGAUAUUUGUCUGACCUGUUUAACUUCCACAAGUGAAGUGACGUGUUUGAAAGCUCUCGGGGUACCAUCAUGUUAUCUGUUCACUCCAUCUCCUUCUUGCUGUUUUUCAAAACAAAUUCCAGCUGAAUCAACAUUGAGUUUAAAACAAAUCCGGGUGUUUAGAUUUUACCUAAAAAUGACACCUUUUUGAUUGUAAUAAGAAGUGAAUACUCUCACCUUGUUAGUGAGGAGGAGGGAUUUUGAAUGUCAUUUAUUUAACAAGCUCUUAAUUAUUCAGAUGUCUACCUUAGGUGAUUUGUAAAGGGGACUCCACAGUGAGUGAUGGUCACGAUGUGUAAAUCAAGAGUUUACAAAAUAUUUCUUGAAAUCUCGAGAGGCAGAAAGCAGACUAGUGGUGGUCUGGACCUGGGGAUGGGAAGGGGGAGUAAAUAAAGGUUGUGUAAGAGA
Herpailurus yagouaroundi (jaguarundi) is the source of this 5452-nucleotide messenger RNA. It is a transcript of the gene TLR3, whose product is annotated as toll like receptor 3. Gene Ontology annotation, cellular component: plasma membrane. The transcript has 5 exons. Gene Ontology annotation, biological process: signal transduction; inflammatory response. Lineage: Eukaryota; Metazoa; Chordata; Mammalia; Carnivora; Felidae. The record is from RefSeq and is a predicted model, not a curated record. The coding region runs from base 599 to 3313 and encodes 904 amino acids. Gene Ontology annotation, molecular function: signaling receptor activity; protein binding.